Messenger RNA from Tricharina praecox, 1433 nucleotides. RefSeq lists its product as uncharacterized. The transcript has a single exon. The coding region runs from base 300 to 1133 and encodes 277 amino acids. The record is from RefSeq and is a predicted model, not a curated record. Lineage: Eukaryota; Fungi; Ascomycota; Pezizomycetes; Pezizales; Pyronemataceae.
GAUCGAUGGAAGGAUGGCGGGUGUAUUUAUUGGGGAGUGGUGGUGCGCGCUGGCCACCUCCCUUUUUUCUUACGCUUUCGAAGCCUUCUGGAAUCGUUCACUCUUCCAUCGUCAGUCUUGAUCUUGCCGGCCUUCUACGCCUGCGUCCAUUCUUUUGCCCGAAUCAGUAUCAGUAUCAGUAAUCCGACGGAACACCGGAAACUAUAUUCUCACCAACCUGUCCCUCGGAUCACCGGAAAAACCAUAUUCUCACCAAAAUCCCUCGAAACGAACAGUAUUAUACAUACUAAAAGCCUACAAUGCGCUCGUUCGCCCUAUUCUCUCUGCUGUGCGCCGUAGCAGCCGCCACCGUCGUUGAAGGACCACCGGACGCCGCGAUAAUAUCGGUUGCGGAGGCAGUAGUUGUUCCUCCCCCGAACAAUGCGAUCGUCGAUAUCGCUGCGGCCUACGCCACCACGACUCUCGCGGGCUACGCAUCAGCAGUAGAAACACCACUGUCGACGCCAAUCCCGACGUCGAGCACAUACACGGGCUCGGAUCUGCCCAAACCCGAGACAUCGGUCCCGGUCACGGUCUACAAGACUGUAUCGGUUUCCGUGAGCUACACCACCACACUCACUGCCUCCGCGAACCCCUCCUCGCAAGCAACAUAUCCCGCGAGCGAUAUUCCCUCGUUGACGUGGUACAGCGCCGGCCCCUCGGCGUACCUCAACUCGACCACGCACUCCAACAGCACACUCUCUCACUCGCAGAGCGCCACCAAAACGUCGUUCAAGCCCGCGUCGCAGUCCAAGUCCAAGUCGGCAAAGCCCACCACCUUCUCGACACGCACCUACACCAGCGCGCACUACAACUCAACAGUGUCCUUCAGCACCCCCUCCUUUUCUCCCACGCCUUCCGUGCCGGCCGAGACCCCGUCAGCCUCAGCCUCAGCGACUGUCUACCCCGGCGGCCUCAGCGACCCCACGCUCGACACCCCCUGCUACAAUUCCAGCUGCGCCAAUCCCAGCAGCGACAUGAACUUCCAUGUCACCAUCACACCGGCCGAGCAGGAUAGUGGAGCGGGCACCCUAGGCGCCAGCCUACUGUGUGGCAUGGCAGCGGUUCUUCUCGGACUUGCGGUCGGAUUGUAGCGAUAACUAGAAUUGGGGGGUUUGCGGCUUGUUUAUUUAUCAUACUGUAAUCAGCGGGUCUAGCUGCCGGUCGGUCGGUUGGGUUGGGUUGGGGGAGUUAUCUACAUAUAAUUUUCGUACUUUGUUACAUAAGUACCUACAUAGAAGUUGCGCUGUCUGUCCGUCUGUCAAGUAUCUGUCUGUCCGUCUUUCCGUCUUUCGGUCGUUGUGUUGUUAAUAAUAAUGUGUAUGUGUCUACGUACUCGGCCGGUUGGUUUUGCGGGCGUGGGGCUCAGCAACAGUGCAACACUCACUAGCGGC